UUAGCCGAUAAGGGCUAUAUUUUGCAGCAGCUUUCACCCGGAAAGUUUGUCUAACACCGAGAAAACGUUUUUCCGUCAAAUGAAACGUUCCUGACUUGCCUGAAAACAAAAUUUAACUCGCAUUCAAGAUUUCGGGUAUAUUGGAUAAAUUGAAGCAGCAGCUGUAGGGAGAUUGGUUUUGGUUCGUCUCGUUUUAAAAAGAAUUCUGCUUGGGUAGGGUUUCGUAUUAUUGUUCCCCCAAGCUCUACCUAUUUUUUCUCAUCGGCAUCGUUGACAGCGCGGUACAAUUUGUGCAGAAUCUUAAGGUGUAACAAAAUACUUUGGCUUGUGGAAAAUCUUGAAGAAAUUAAGGGUGAAGAUUACAAUUGUUGGGUGUAGGGAGAAGACGAUGAUGACAUUCCCUUGAAUUUUCUAUUGGCACAUCCCUUGCACCCCCUAAGUUGCCAGUAUUAGUUUUAAAUUUUGACAUACAAAUAGACUUUAAGGGGACAGAACACCAAAUUGCCUUCAGUUGUAGUAGGGUGUGGAUCAGAGGUUGAACCAUCUUUUGAGCUCUAUUGGUUUUUUCACUUUCAAUGUAAAAAGAUAUCGAGAUAUUUGAGGUGAAACAAAAUUGAAAUCCCAAUAUUUAAUUAAAGUACAUAGAAAUGAGGCAUAUUCUCAAAAUCAUUGGAAUUCUAGUAGCUCUUCUAUCUGUUUGGAUUGCUUUGCUGCGCUCAUCUAUUAUUGCACAAGAAAAUGCUCUAUUGUUGCCAAUAUAUUUUAUUGUAGCAUUGGGUUGCUAUGGAUUAUCAAUGGUAGGUAUUGGGCUCAUGGUGUUUCCUACAUGUCCAAAUGAGUCGCUUUUAUUGCAAAAGGAUAUUGCUGAGGCCAAGGCAUUUUUAGAGCAACAAGGAGUUGAUGUUAGUUCUUCCGACAGUUGACAAAGCCACAACAACAGAUAUCAUGUUAAAAUGAGAGUUGAUGUGAUUUCAUAUAACAAAAGUACUGUUUCUAUAUUGAUGAGUGAGCAGGAGGAAGAUGUGAUUAUUGAUUGACAAUAAGACUUCAAUUUCAUUAUGUCGUUUUUGUAUAGCACAUCUUUGACUUUUCUACUCGGGACUAGAAUUUUGUUUAUUCUUUUAGCUACCCAAAUAUUUAGGCUGGGUGGUCAAGCUUGCUUAUUGCUUGAUGCAUCUGAAUCGAUAAACAGUUUUUCCUUAAUCUAAAGUCGUUCCUUAUGUUUGAAUCAA
Molecule: messenger RNA, 1232 nt
Organism: Cryptomeria japonica (Japanese cedar)
Lineage: Eukaryota; Viridiplantae; Streptophyta; Pinopsida; Cupressales; Cupressaceae
Product: dolichol-phosphate mannose synthase subunit 3
Exons: 4
Coding region: 648-923 (91 amino acids)
Biological process (GO): GPI anchor biosynthetic process
Cellular component (GO): dolichol-phosphate-mannose synthase complex; endoplasmic reticulum membrane
Source: RefSeq, a predicted model, not a curated record